Messenger RNA from Sinocyclocheilus grahami, 1161 nucleotides. Its product is annotated as zinc finger protein 354A-like. Gene Ontology annotation, molecular function: RNA polymerase II cis-regulatory region sequence-specific DNA binding; DNA-binding transcription factor activity, RNA polymerase II-specific. NCBI's taxonomy places the organism in Eukaryota, Metazoa, Chordata, Actinopteri, Cypriniformes, Cyprinidae. Gene Ontology annotation, biological process: regulation of transcription by RNA polymerase II. Gene Ontology annotation, cellular component: PcG protein complex; chromatin; transcription regulator complex. The transcript is spliced from 2 exons. The record is from RefSeq and is a predicted model, not a curated record. Bases 125 to 1018 code for a protein of 297 amino acids.
AUAAAUUAAUAAUCCGACAAAACGGAUAAUUUCUUGAACUUCCGCUGCCCGCGUGACUUUUAUUUUGCCGGAUGCUUCCCCAAAGUUCCGGUCCACCGGAAGCACGCCUCACCUGCAGCGGUGUAUGAUGUUGUGCUUCUCUAGUAACAGAGCAGCGGAGUGUGUGAGCAGCGAGAUGAGGUCUGCGGCGUUACAGGCGCAGGUCUCCGCGAUCAUCGACGUGCUGGCGAAGGCGGCGGUGGCGGAGAUCAGUCAGCUGCUGGAGGAAGAGGCGGCUGCUCUUCAUCAGGAGAUCCGGAGGAGGAACGAGGAGAUCCGGGGACUGAAGACGCGGCUGCUGCUCACCGAGACCGAGCUCCAGAGAGUCACUGCAGACAGAUGCUGCGCCGGAGACACUGCUGAGCCUGCUGGCCUGCUGGGAGUAUCGGCUCGCUCGCGGGAACCUCAGCCUGGCGGUCUCAGUCUGGAGAAGCCUCGUUAUUCCCACACGCUGGAGCUGAAGCGAGAAGAUCCCGUCACAUGCUCCGCAGAGGAAGAGGAAGAGGAGCUCAGCGGCCUGGAGUUUGAGAUGAAGAUCGAGCAGGUGGAGGAGAGCCAAAACCGCCGCGACGAUGGAAACUCUCAUCCGUGGAGUUCGAAGGCGCUUGACGAUCCGGAGGUCCGUCUGAUAGAGUCGGAACAGCAUUCCCAGACUUUUCCAGAUCCGUAUGAGAUGACGCAGGACCCGACGGCUCAGUCUGCAUCCGGUCUGUUCUCAUUCUCUCAGAACGAGAGCUUCGGCGCUUCCGAGUGCGGGUCGGAUCCUCAUUCGAGCUCCGGUCUGGCCAAAACACAUCCGCAGCCUAAACCGUUCCGCUGCGAGGAGUGCGGGAAGGGCUUCACGCAGCGGACGCGUCUGAUCACGCACAGACGAGUGCACACAGGCGAGAAACCCUUCUGCUGUCAGCUGUGCGGGAAAACCUUCUCCAGACAGGACAACUGUCUCCGACACGUGCGUCUGCACAGCGGACCGAGAUGAAGAACGCCGCUCCAAGCGCUUUUAUCAUGCCUCGAAGUCAGAUUUCUGCAUAUUGUAACUGUCCUGUAAAUGUAUUUUGCAUUACGGUGUGUUUGACACAUUAAGCAAUAAAGAAUCCGUGGUUUACAGUGAAUUUAUAACAG